AUGGAAGAAGUGUCGCAAUUUGAGCAUACCAAUCUUGUCUCCUGGGCAUUGUCAGGUGAAUACGAUCCAGAAAGGCCCAUGCUGAUAGAUGCGAUGCGACCGAGUCGGUGCAUGUCGAGAAAGAGGGCCAUGAGCUUGAUCGCAGGACUCGCUGGUGCUUUCGAGAAGGAUAGCACGGUGUGUCUGCACCUGUCCAAUGACAUCUUGUACCCGAUUCUGGUGCAUGCGAUCUGGGCAAGCAAAUGCCGCUGGACAGGGACCAACACCGCAUACACCUCGCCUGAGCUCGAGCAUCACCUCCGCAUAUCCAAGACCAGAUAUGUCGUGACUGAAGAAGAACAUCUCGAGACUGUGCGCGCCGCGGUGUCUCAUAGCGGAACCAAAGCUGAGAUCAUCCUCUUCAGCGACAUCCUCUACCCUCGCUCUCGCAAGGAAGAUGACCAUCGCCACUGCUGCGGAAGGCGCUUGUCGUCCACAUUGCACAGGAGCAAAUAUCGGUCGCUCCACGACUUGCUUCGCCGGAAGCGCACCCAGGAAGAGCUUGAGGCCAGACUCCGAGACAUCGACAUCGACUCGGUCGCGACAUUGAUGUCGACAAGCGGUACGACAGGUCCACCAAAGAUGGCAGCACGCACACAUCGAGCUCAUAUGACCGAGAGCCGAGCAGCUGUAGAUAACGACUCAGCAAAGCCUUACGAGAUCCGCCGACUCUGGUGCGUGCCGAUCUUCCAUUCUUUCGCCUUCCCGACCAUGGUCAUCAAUAGCCUUCUUCUUGGAGUGCCGGCCUACUUUAUGAGGCGCUUCUUGGACCAGACAUAUGCCGAGAAGAUCCAGGAGUUCCAGAUCACAGAAACACUGGCACCGCCGCCGAUACUGUCGAGGCUGGUCAACUUUCCUCUUACGCACCCCAUGAUUCAAUCACUCAAGAUCAUAUACACCGGAGGCGCUCCAUGCGCCGGAGAACUGCGAGCCAAAUUCUUGAGGCUGUAUACCGGAGAGCAGCCUCGCAUCGUCCAGAUAUGGGGUAUGACCGAAGGCGGCUGGUUCACAACCUUCAAGUAUCCAGAGGUCAACACCACAUACUCUGUCGGUCGUGCUAUCCCGGGCUUCGAGAUCAAGAUGAGCGAAGAGAACCGGUCUCAACUCUCCAGUGGCCAGGAAGUCGGAGAGUUGUUCGUCCGAGGUCCCAAUGUGAUGUCCGAGUACCUUGGAAAUACGGAAGCCACGGACAAGACUUUCGUCGAUGGGUGGCUGCGCACCGGUGAUGUUGGAUACAUCAAAGACGGGAAGGUAUACCUGGUCGAUCGUGCCAAGGAUCUCAUCAAGGUGAAUGGGUUUCAGGUGUCGCCAUCAGAGAUCGAAGAUGCUCUUCUCGUAUCGAAGGAUGUGAAGGACGCUGCGGUGAUUGGCGUCGGUGAAGAUGUCAAUGAACGUCCCAUGGCGUUCGUGGUUCUGGCGAAUGAGGACGAUGCUGGCAUCUCGGUGUGCUCGCUGAAACAACACCUUCUUCAGAGGCUCAGUCGGUAUAAAGUGGCGACGUGUGAGGUGCGGUUUGUAGAUACCAUUCCGAAGAGUGCCACGGGCAAGAUACUGAAGAACAAGCUGCGGGAGAUGGCAAAGGCAUCGUGCGGAUGA
Fulvia fulva is the source of this 1635-nucleotide messenger RNA. Its product is annotated as Acyl-CoA ligase M9. The record is from RefSeq and is a predicted model, not a curated record. Gene Ontology annotation, biological process: secondary metabolic process. The coding region runs from base 1 to 1635 and encodes 544 amino acids. The transcript has 2 exons. Gene Ontology annotation, molecular function: CoA-ligase activity. NCBI's taxonomy places the organism in Eukaryota, Fungi, Ascomycota, Dothideomycetes, Mycosphaerellales, Mycosphaerellaceae.